Molecule: messenger RNA, 4444 nt
Organism: Chenopodium quinoa (quinoa)
Lineage: Eukaryota; Viridiplantae; Streptophyta; Magnoliopsida; Caryophyllales; Amaranthaceae
Product: calcium-transporting ATPase, endoplasmic reticulum-type-like
Exons: 7
Coding region: 1139-4108 (989 amino acids)
Biological process (GO): calcium ion transmembrane transport; intracellular calcium ion homeostasis
Cellular component (GO): membrane
Molecular function (GO): P-type calcium transporter activity; ATP hydrolysis activity; ATP binding
Source: RefSeq, a predicted model, not a curated record
UUUCAUCUUUCUUGUGAUAAUAAUGUCAACAAUAUUAUGGAGGGUAUUAUUGUCAAUUUAGAACAUGCUUACCAACUUUUUCAAAAUUUAAACUGAAUUUUUUUUUUUUUUUUAAAAAACCAUUACCCCGUAACAUGAAACAACACAAAAGCUAAAGUUCAAAGAAACGAACCAUCCUCGACAGUUCCUAAACUUGCAGAUUUUCCUUUUUUAUUUUUAUUUUUUAAGAUUUUUGUUCUUUCUUUACAAUUUUACCUUUUUUUUUUACUUCAUCAGAAUGCUUUGUAUCCAAGCUACUCUAUGACAUAGAAUCACUACCUAAUUCUUUUUAGGAAUCCUUUUUUUUUAAAAAAUUAAUUUUGUCGUUACUUUCAUUAUUUGUUUUUACCUUUUUUUUUUUUGCUAUAUAUUGGUUACAAAAUUUUCCUAUUUUGUUGGACCAAGUAAAUUUCCAUGGUGUUUCCUCUGUUUUCCUGGCAAGUAUUUUCUUUUUCUCAUUUUUUGUUUUUACUAGAAUUGUGUAAUUGUUGAUUUCUUUUAUGGGAUUUGUUCAUAUUUUGUGAAUUUAACAUAAAGGUGUAAACUUUUCCUUCAUUAGCAAAGUUUAGAAUUUGAAUUUCAAAGGUAAUGUUAGUUAUUAUGUUAAUACGACUUUUAUUGGUUUGAUUAUGACAUAAAAACUGUUUUUGACUGAGUUACGUUUGUGGAUUCUUCACGUUGGUUUGGUUUGACAUUUUAAUCAGCACAAAGACAGAAUUAAUUGAUUAUAAUAUAAAAUUGAAAUCAGUUUGAAAAUCAAAUAUACUAUAUGAUCUGAGUAAUUUUCCUUUUUUGUAUGAACAUUAAUGCAGGAGAAAAAAAGAUGGAAUUUUAAGAAUUGUAAGUUAAGAAAGAUCGAGAAUCUUUGUUGGGUUGUGAGUUUGCAAUGGUAGCAAUAACAUCAAUGGAAGAAAAACCAUUUCCUGCUUGGUCUUGGUCUUGGUCUGUUGAAAAAUGCUUGAAAGAGUACAAUGUCAAACUAGACAAGGGUUUGGGUAGUUAUGAAGUUGAAAAGCGAAGGGAGAAGCAUGGUUGGAAUGAGUUAGACAGAGAAAAAGGGUAGCCUCUAUGGCAUCUUGUGUUGGAACAAUUUGAUGAUAUGCUUGUAAAGAUAUUGAUCACGGCCGCGUUUAUCUCUUUUAUACUUGCUUAUUUACAUGGCCGGGAGUCCGGUGAGACCGGUUUUGAGGCCUAUGUUGAGCCUUUUGUAAUUGUGUUGAUCCUUAUUCUUAAUGCCAUUGUUGGGGUAUGGCAAGAGACUAAUGCAGAGAAAGCCCUUGAAGCACUGAAAGACUUGCAGGGUGAGUCUGCAAAGGUUGUAAGAGAUGGUUAUGUUAUCCCGGACUUGCCUGCAAAGGAGCUAGUCCCGGGUGACAUAGUUGAAUUGCGAGUAGGAGAUAAAGUUCCUGCUGAUAUGAGAGUUGCUGCUCUGAAAACCUCGACUUUGAGGGUUGAGCAAAGCUCAUUCACAGGAGAAUCUAUGCCUGUUCUGAAGUGCACUUUGCCUGUUUUCCUAGAUGACUGUGAAUUGCAGGCAAAGGAGAACAUGCUUUUUGCAGGCACGACGAUUGUCAAUGGGGCUUGUCUUUCUAUUGUUGUUGAUACUGGGAUGAAGACUCAGAUUGGUAAGAUUCAGACUCAGAUUCAUGAGGCCUCAUUAGAUGAGAGCGAGACUCCCUUGAAGAAGAAGCUCGACGAGUUUGGUAGUAGGCUUACUACUUUCAUUGGAAUUGCUUGCUUUCUUGUUUGGGUUAUUAACUACAAAUACUUCUUAUCAUGGGAUGUUGUGAAUGGAUGGCCAACAAAUUUCCGAUUUUCUUUUGAGAAGUGUACGUACUAUUUUAAGAUAGCUGUUGCCCUUGCAGUAGCUGCCAUUCCUGAAGGCCUAUCUGCAGUCAUCACAACCUGUUUGGCUUUAGGCACAAGGAAGAUGGCACAGAAGAAUGCAAUAGUUAGAAAGCUGCCUAGUGUAGAAACCUUAGGAUGUACUACCGUUAUUUGCUCGGAUAAAACAGGCACUCUGACAACCAACCAGAUGGCUGUGACCGAGUUCUUCACUCUGGGAGGAAAAUCUACAACUUCACGAGUUUUUAAAGUUGACGGAACUACAUAUGAUCCAAAGGAUGGAGGAAUAGUGGACUGGAAUUGCUAUAAUAUGGACGCAAGCCUCCAAGCUGUGGCAGAAAUAUCUGCUGUCUGCAAUGAUGCUGGGAUUUUCUGCAAUGGUCGUGCUUAUCAAGCCACUGGUUUGCCUACUGAAGCAGCACUUAAGGUUUUAGUCGAGAAAAUGAGUGUUCCUGAUGCUAAGGUGAGGAACAAAAUCCGUGACAUGCAGUUUGCUGCAAACUACAUGAUCGAUCGUACUUCAGUCAAACUUGUUUGCUGUGACUGGUGGGCAAAGAGGUCAAAGAGGUUGGCUACACUGGAGUUUGAUCGAUUUUGCAAGUCUAUGAGUGUCAUUGUCCAAGAACCAACUGGUCAAAACCGUCUACUUGUUAAGGGCGCUGUUGAGAGCUUAUUGGAGCGCACUUCACAUGUUCAACUAGCAGAUGGAUCAAUGGUUCCAAUUGAUGAAUCCUGCAAGCAAUUGUUGCUGUUGAGACAGUUUGAGAUGAGCUCAAAGGGAUUGAGAUGUCUGGGACUGGCAUACAAGGAUGACUUGGGUGAGAUUUCUGAUUACUCCAAUGCAAGUCAUCCAGCCCAUAAGAAGCUCCUUGAUCCUGCUUGCUACCCAGAAAUUGAGAGCAACCUUGUUUUCGUGGGAGUUGUUGGUAUAAGGGAUUCACCUCGUGAGGAAGUACCACAAGCAAUGGGUGAUUGUAAACAAGCAGGGAUUAGAGUGAUUGUCAUUACUGGAGACAACAAGUCUACAGCUGAAGCCAUCAGUCAAGAAAUCCAGCUGUUUGCUGACAGUGAAGAACUGAAGGGAAGAAGCUUUACUGGCAAAGAAUUCAUGGCACUUUCCUCUUCAGAACAGAUUGAAAUUCUAACUAGACCUGGAGGGAAGGUUUUUUCUCGCGCUGAGCCUAAACACAAGCAAGAAAUUGUUAGGAUGCUAAAGGAGAGCGGAGAGAUUGUUGCUAUGACCGGAGAUGGUGUCAAUGAUGCUCCUGCUUUAAAACUUGCAGACAUUGGAAUUGCAAUGGGCAUUUCUGGAACUGAGGUGGCAAAAGAAGCUGCAGAUAUGGUGUUGGCUGAUGAUAACUUCAGUAGCAUAGUUUCUGCUGUUGCUGAGGGUCGCUCAAUUUAUAACAACAUGAAAGCUUUUAUUAGGUACAUGAUAUCAUCCAAUGUCGGUGAGGUUAUGUCCAUAUUCUUGACUGCGGCACUUGGCAUUCCAGAAUGUAUGAUACCAGUACAGCUUUUGUGGGUAAAUUUGGUCACAGAUGGCCCACCUGCUACAGCCCUAGGUUUCAACCCUGCAGAUGUAGACAUCAUGCACAAACCGCCCCGCAAAAGUAAUGAUCCUCUAAUCAAUUCCUGGGUUCUCUUCCGAUACCUGGUGAUUGGGUCCUAUGUUGGCUUGGCAACAGUCGGAAUUUUUGUCUUAUGGUAUACUCAACCUUCUUUUCUGGGUAUCAAUCUCAUAAGCGAUGGCCACACACUCAUACAAAUGUCUCAGCUACAAAACUGGGGAGAGUGCUCAUCAUGGUCAAAUUUCACUGCUUCCCCAUUCACAGUUUCAGGGGGGCACAUUAUAAGCUUCACAAAUCCAUGUGACUAUUUUUCAGUUGGUAAAGUGAAGGCAAUGACCCUUUCACUUUCUGUUUUGGUGGCAAUAGAGAUGUUCAACUCUUUAAACGCCCUCUCUGAAGACAACAGUCUGAUCACAAUGCCACCCUGGAGAAACCCUUGGCUGUUGAUUGCCAUGUCUUUCUCUUUUGGGCUUCACUGUCUCAUAAUGUAUGUUCCCAUACUGGCAAAUGUGUUCGGUAUAGUUCCACUGACUUCUGCUGAGUGGUUAUUAGUCAUCAUUGUUUCGGCUCCAGUGAUCCUUCUUGAUGAAAUUCUCAAAUUAGUAGGAAGGAGUCGACGAAAGAUUUCAAAGGUGAAGGUGAAGGCAAUGUAAGCCUUGUGUUCUGGUGCAAUUUGAGAACUAACAGACUGAAGCCCUGCAAUGGUAUGAAAAGCAUGGCACAAUAUAUAUAACUUUGUUUUUCCAUAUGAUUUACGUCCUGUAGCAUAUGUGUAAAUUUAGAUUCAGUAGUGCUUGUCCAUGUACAUUUUAACAACAAAAGAAUGUGUUUUUAUUUUUUCUUUUCUAUUUACUGCCUUUUACAGGCAAGUUAGCAUAAAGUGAACGCUCAAUGUUCCAAACCUAGCAUGUAUAAAAAAUGCCUGAGUUUUUUCAGUGAUUUUUCAGCUGUUGCAUAAUAAAGCUAAAAUACAGUGGUGAUGAGUUAUA